CAUUGGGUUGAUCGAGUCAUUCUCUCUCCUCCAGAAGCGACGUAGACGUAAUUCCCACCUUUCUCUCUCUCUAAAAUUCUCUCCUUUCUCUCUCUCUUUAUAUAUUUCUCAGGCACUGAUGCAUGACAGAUGACAUUUUACACACAUACACACUCUCUCUCUGCUCAGGGCCUCAGAUGAAAGCGUGAGCCGGGAAGGAAGAAGCUUCAGGCUUCUGGCUUCUGAGUUCUGAGUUCUGAUUGAUUAAGCUGACUGCUUGCAGUUUUGGUUUUUGAAUUUGGGAUCUGGUUUUGCUUGCGGGUUUUACUCUGUUUCGAUUUCUUCUUUGGUGAAUCCAUUUCUGGACUGAUCUUCUUCCGUAUGGAAGGUUCUGAAUAAUUGGAAGGAUUGCAUGUUGAACCACCUUUAGGAAGAUGGGUCGUUCAACAAAUGAGAGUGAAGAAAGUAUGGUUUUGAAGGUUCAGACUGAUUCACCAUCUAUUGAUGAAGGUAGCUGCGGGGGAAGCAUGAAUGGAGGGGUUGUUCUGAAGAAAGGGCCAUGGACAUCAGCUGAAGAUGCAAUUUUGGUUGAUUAUGUCAAGAAGCACGGUGAAGGUAAUUGGAAUGCUGUUCAGAAGCAUUCAGGGCUUUUUCGUUGUGGCAAAAGCUGUCGACUGCGAUGGGCAAAUCAUCUGAGACCGAACUUAAAGAAGGGUGCUUUCAGUCAGGAAGAAGAGAAGCUGAUAAUUGAACUCCAUGCCAAGAUGGGGAACAAAUGGGCUCGAAUGGCUGCACAUUUGCCUGGGCGUACAGAUAAUGAGAUAAAGAAUUAUUGGAAUACUCGAAUCAAGAGACGGCAACGGGCUGGUUUGCCACUUUACCCUCCAGAGCUGUGUCUCCAAGCACUGAAUGAAAGUCAGCAAAGUCAGAACUCCGGUGAAGUCAACAGUGGAGAAAAACGGCAUCAUGAUCUCUUGCAAGGGAACAGCUAUGAGAUUCCCGAUGUCAUAUUUGACAAUUUCAAGGCAAAUCAAGGGGCUUUAUCUUUUCCAUCAGCACUUCCAGACAUCUCCAUGAGUAGCAUGCUGACACAGGGUCCAGGUUCAUCCCCAAACUACAGCUUCAUGCCUCCAAUGAUGCAUCGCCCCAAGCGGCUCCGUGAAUCAGAGGCAUUGUUUCCGAGUUAUAAUGGUAGUAUCACCAAUGGGUUCCCAGAAUUUGAACAGUUUCAGGGUGAUAAUUGUCAGAAGAUUCAUCGGCCAUGUGGGAUGUCAUUUCCAUAUGAUCCUGACCCUAGUAGUAAGAAUCCCCAGCAUUUUGGUGGCCAUUCCCUUUUAAAUGGCAAUUUCUCUGCUUCUAAGCCCACUCCUGGGUCUAUGAAGUUGGAGCUCCCUUCACUCCAAUAUCAAGAAACUGACCUAGGUGGUUGGGGUACAUCUACUCUCCUGCCACCUUCGCUUGAGUCUGUUGAUACAUUUAUCCAAUCUCCCCCACCAACUGGGACAGUGCAGUCAGAUUGUCUUUCACCACGGAAUAGUGGCCUACUGGAAGCGUUACUUCAUGAGGCACAGAAUCUGAGCAGCGGAAAGAAUCAUUCAUUUGAGAAAAGCUCGAAUUCUUCUGUUGUUACACCCAGUGAUGUAGUGGAUAGCUCAAGCCUGAACCUGUGCGACACAGAAUGGGAAGAAUACAGCGACCCCAUCUCUCCAUUGGGUCGUUCAGCCGCCUCAGUUUUCAGUGAGUGCACUCCUAUCAGUGGAAGCUCUUUGGAUGAGACCACUCCCAGUGACAUCAUACCUGGAUCCAGGAUUAAGCCAGAAACAAUUGAAAAUGUUUCAACCCCAGAUGGAGAAAAGGAAAUCUCAAAUCGGUCAAACCUUUCUAGGCCGGACGCUUUGCUAGGUACCGAUUGGUUUGAGCAGAGUACUGAGAAUGGGAACCAAUCAGUCGUUAAUGAUGCUAUAGCAACACUUCUUGGUGAAGAUUUCUGCAAUGAUUACAAGCAAGUGCCUGCUCGCUCUUCUACAUUACCUCAAGGUCAAGGAUGGAGCUUAGGCUCUUGUGCGUGGAAUAACAUGCCUGGGGUUUGUCAUAUGUCUGAACUCCCUUGAAACUCUACUACCUGAUUUAUGUUGAGAACUCAUUUUCUGUGGUCAAUCUAAAUCUGGUUUGUUUCUCAUAUGAAAAGUCAGGUUGAAAUUGUGAUACAUGUAGAAGUCAUGGUUUUUCCUUUGUGGCUUUUGGUUUCUUACCAUUAAAAAGAAAAAUCUGACAAUGCAAAUCAAGAUGAGUCGUCCUUUAGGAACAGAGAUACAGAAGACUACUUUUGUUAUAAACUUGGAAUAAAAUGAACCAUGUGGAACAUUUCCAUU
Nelumbo nucifera (sacred lotus) is the source of this 2351-nucleotide messenger RNA. Its product is annotated as transcription factor GAMYB. The record is from RefSeq and is a predicted model, not a curated record. NCBI's taxonomy places the organism in Eukaryota, Viridiplantae, Streptophyta, Magnoliopsida, Proteales, Nelumbonaceae.